This is a messenger RNA of Spirodela intermedia, 845 nucleotides long. The record is from the annotation of a GenBank genome assembly. Lineage: Eukaryota; Viridiplantae; Streptophyta; Magnoliopsida; Alismatales; Araceae.
AUGGCAUUUGAGGAAUAUGAGGUACUUCUUCAAGAAAUUUCACACUUUGAUUUGGGUCAAGGGCUCUGGUAUUUUGACACAUGGGUCACCUCACACAUGACGGGAGAGAGAUCAUUCUUCCAUGACUUGGAUGAGUCACAUAAGGGGAGAGUGAGAUUUGGUGAUGACUCUCAGAUCAACAUCGAAGGCAGAGGUGAUAUUUUUUUGAAUACAAGAAGUGAAGAUCUGAUUACUUUGUCUAAUGUCUUAUACACACCAAGUUUAAGAGCCAAUAUCUUAAGUCUCAGAAGAUUGGAUGAACAAGGCCGUGAUAUUCACCUACAUAGUGGAAUUCUGACAAUGCACGAUCUGAGAGGGAGAUUGUUGACUAAAGUUAGAAGAAAUUUGGGAAGACUGUACUUGUUAAAGCUUGAUAUUGUGAAAAAUUAUCUUCACAUCAGAGAUGACGCCUUGUGGUUGUAGCACAAAAAGUAUGGACAUUUGAACUUCGAUUCUUUAAACUUCUUUCUACACAUAAUAUGGUGAUAGGACUCCUGAAAAUUCAGAAGGAGGAUGAUUUCUGUGUUGAUUGUGCGAAGUCAAAGCAAAGUAGAAUACCGUUCUUAUCAGCCUUUUCAUUAGAGCUUCACGACCACUAGAAUUAAUUCAUAGUGAUUUAUGUGGUCCUAUUGAUCUUGAAACUUUAGGAGGAAGUAAAUACUUCUUGCUUUUAGUAGAUGGUCACACAAGACUAAUGUGGAUCUCUCUACUUAAGAAGAAGUCAAAGACUUAAUAUUUUUAGGAGUUUCAAAUUACUGGCUGAGGCUGAAAAGUCUGGGAAAAUUGAUUGUCUGAGAAUAGACUAA